AUGGCUUCAUCAAAGACAUGUCUUUUUCUUGUGUUCUUAUGUCUCGUUGUUCUCUUCAUCCCAAAAUCUACACAAGCGGAAGGUGGAGAAGGAAAAGGAAAACCGAUCCUGAUAGGUACAUGCUAUACGUUUCCACACUGCAAUCAGUCUUGCAUUGAAUCAAAUUUUUCUAGUGGAAAAUGUGUCCCUUUACCACCGCCUGGCAUUAAUUUUGUAUGUGUUUGCUAUCCAAAAUAUUAA
This is a messenger RNA of Raphanus sativus (radish), 240 nucleotides long. RefSeq names its product defensin-like protein 32. The transcript is spliced from 3 exons. The record is from RefSeq and is a predicted model, not a curated record. NCBI's taxonomy places the organism in Eukaryota, Viridiplantae, Streptophyta, Magnoliopsida, Brassicales, Brassicaceae. Bases 1 to 240 code for a protein of 79 amino acids.